AUGAAGAAAAAGGUGUUAUUGAUGGGGAAAAGCGGGUCGGGGAAGACAAGUAUGAGAUCAAUAAUAUUUGCCAACUACAUCGCCAGAGAUACCAGGCGACUGGGUGCUACAAUUGAUGUUGAACACUCCCAUGUCCGUUUCCUGGGCAACUUGGUCCUUAACUUGUGGGAUUGUGGAGGGCAGGAAGCGUUCAUGGAGAACUACUUUGCAUCACAACGGGACAAUAUCUUUAGAAAUGUGGAAGUCUUGAUAUAUGUCUUUGAUGUUGAAAGCAGAGAGAUGGAGAAAGAUAUGCACUAUUAUCAGUCAUGUUUGGAAGCUAUAUUACAGAAUUCACCAGAGGCACGAAUAUUCUGUUUGGUACACAAAAUGGACUUGGUACCAGAGGAGCAACGUGAAGAGAUCUUCAAAGAGAGAGAGGAGGAUUUAAAGAGGUUAUCUAAACCACUUGAGUGCACCUGCUUUCGAACUAGUAUAUGGGACGAGACAUUAUACAAAGCAUGGUCCAGCAUAGUAUACAAAUUAAUACCUAAUGUUAAAGCAUUAGAGUCGUCAUUGAAACAGUUCGCUGAAAUUGUGGACGCUGAUGAGGUGUUACUUUUCGAGCGGGCCACGUUCCUGGUCGUGUCUCACUGCCAACAGCGACCGCACCGUGACGCCCAUCGCUUCGAAAAGGUCUCGAACAUCGUCAAACAAUUCAAGCUCUCUUGUUCUAAGCUCGCUGCACAAUUCCAGAGCAUGGAGGUCCGCAACAGCGUAUUCGCAGCAUUCAUAGAUGGCUUCACAAGCAACACAUAUGUGAUGGUCGAGAUGUCCGACCCCAAAAUACCUUCGGAAGCUACUUUAAUCAACAUCAGAAAUGCGCGGAAACACUUUGAAAAACUAGAGAAAGUGUCAUCUAGUGCCCCAAGCCAGUACCAAUGA
This is a messenger RNA of Arctia plantaginis, 924 nucleotides long. Lineage: Eukaryota; Metazoa; Arthropoda; Insecta; Lepidoptera; Erebidae. The record is from the annotation of a GenBank genome assembly.